AUGAAGCUCAACGGCUUCGUACUGCCGGCAUUAGCUGGCGUCGCCACCGCCAACACCGCCAACUCGGAACCUCACCAUGCGCAGGCAUACAUGCUGAGGCAAUCCAACACCCUCACAUCCACCGCGAACCCUCCUUCGAUACCGAACCACGUCGCCGAAGCCAUCCUCCUCCAACGCCUCAGCUCGCCCGAGAAGAGAUUCAACCUGGGCCGCCUAUCAGACUCUCUAGCCGGAGAUGAGGCAGUCUCGUAUAUAAACCAGUUCGGAAAGCCGCCUCGACCGCUGUUCGAACAGACGGAUGCGAGCGAACCGAAUCAGCUCGUCAUCGCUCUCUCUGGCCUCACAGCUGAGAACUACGACCAGGUCAAGGCCGCCAUCCCCCGUGUUCCGCUUGCAUUCACAGCCCCUGGCUUGAGCCAGUUGUCCGUUCGAGAGACACCGGGCUGUGCGUUUGGCCCGUCGAUCAACCCGACGAGCGCCAAGUGCUGGAGCGGCAAGACCCAAUAUCUGCAUUACGAUGUAUCCAAGGACCGCAACGUGGUUACUCAACUCGGGCUGAACCUCGCGACCUUGAAAGCGCAAGCUCUCGACGGCAAGAUGGAGACCACUAUCCUUCUCCUCGACUCCAACACCGCCGCCUCGACCCCCGACUUGGAAGAGCUCCGACGCCGACAGCUGGAGGAAGAGCUGGUCAUGAGUGAGGAUCUGGAGACCUCGACUACCAAUACCGAGCCGACCAGCACCCCGGUCAAGGCCAUGCACGCCUUCACUGCCGCCCAGCCGACAGUGGUUCCCGCCUGCUUCGCCUCGCAUAAUGCCUGCGUGACGGCGACCAACGAAUGCUCGGGUCACGGCGUGUGCAUCGACCGCUGGGACAAAAUCACCGACCAGAACGCAUCAUGCUUUUUCUGCUACUGCGAGUCUACCCGGGAAUACAACGAGACCCAAAAAGUGUCACAUAUCUACCACUGGGGCGGCUCCAUGUGCCACAAGCGCGACGUCAGCACGCCAUUCUGGCUGUUCGCCGGCACCACCAUCGCCCUCGUGUCCACCAUCGCAUUCGCCAUUGGCUUGCUCUUCAGCAUCGGCGAGGAGAAACUGCCCGGUGUCAUUGGAGCUGGUGUGUCGCGGUCCAAGUAG
Molecule: messenger RNA, 1140 nt
Organism: Anthostomella pinea
Lineage: Eukaryota; Fungi; Ascomycota; Sordariomycetes; Xylariales; Xylariaceae
Source: the annotation of a GenBank genome assembly